AUGAUUGCACUCAAGACACAGCCUGAUGGAUCCCCUCUGGACCGCAGGCAGGCCAUAACAGACACCCCUGGUGCGCGAGUCGUGCCCAAGCCCGUGCCAGAAGCUCAGGUUCAGGACCCGCGCGGCUAUCACAUCGAACAGCUUAAGAGGAGAUUCUCGCCCAAGGAGUCCACAACUGCGGCGGGAGAGACUUCGCUGGUAUUCAAGCUGAAGCCUUCGGAUCCAGAUUUUCCCUUUGAGUUACCCUACUUGGAUUGCGAUGUCCGCGUCCCUGAAGAUUAUCCGGAAGAGAGGCCGGUGCUCUUAGUCAGGAAUAAGGAUAUCCCUAAGGGGUUCAGCAUCAAUGUUGAGAGGGGCUGGGAUAAGCUCGCCGAGGAGAAGAAGGGUUCGACUCUACUAGCACUGGUCUAUGCCUUGGACAGGAAUCUGGAACGAUUCUUGUCGGAGCAGAAAGUUGAAACGAUAAAACUAGUAUCGUUCAAAGACACGAGGCAUCUCGAUCAAGCAGCAGAACAGAAACAGUCGGCUGCUAUCGAGCCUCCUACAGUGGAAAAGCAGGCCAGCCCUCCUCCAAGACGAUAUAUCCCGGAACCAUCAUACACCAGAGAGCAGAUCGCCGAGGCAAAGGCAAGGCGAGCUCAGGAGAUCCGACAACUCGAGGCGAGAAUGGGAAGGAUGGCUCAGUUCCGCCGUUCUGCUGAUGGUGUCAUUUUCACGCUACCAAUUGAGCCAAAACGUCGUGGAGAGCUCCCUUCUGGUUUGCACUCGGUGAACAGCAUUCAUCUCAUCAUUCCGCUCUUAUAUCCGCUACAGCAGCUGCGCGUGCAGCUAAAUGAAGCGAACGCUGAAGAUGCAGAACCCAUAGAGGACCUCUUUGCAGAAAAGGUUGCGGAUCAGAAGCACAUGACGCUCAUGAGCCAUGUCAAUUAUUUGGCCCAGAACCUCCAUAAUCUUGCAAAGCAGGCGCAUGAACUGGCAUCAAAGGCUGAGAAGGAGCAGGCGGCCGCCGCAGCCGCAGCUGCAGCAGUCGCAAUACAAGAGCAGCAGUCGCAGCCACAAAAUAAUGGAGGAAAAGGUCACCUUCAGGUCAUUCCUCGGCCCCCUGAGUGGAGCGUUGGCCAUGGGGAAGACGAAUCAGAAGAAGAUAGCUACGACGACUCGGAUGAUGCCGAAGACGGCGGGGCUAUAUUGGGAAAUGAAAGUGAUGCGGCAGCACCACCACCCAGUGACGCGGUUGAACACGGCACCAUGAUCUCAUUUCCAAACAUUGAACUUCACAGCGUUGAAAUUUUGCAGAUAUCAAUCCUGAGUCUGAGUGUCAAGUGUGAAAGAUGCAAGACGCUGAAUGACAUGACAGGGCUCAAGCCAGGAGUCGAAAAGGCGUCAAGUUGCAAGAAGUGUGCGACGCCUCUCGCUGCCAAGUUUAACCAGCAGCUUGUUCAUGAGAAUUCGGCAAGGGCUGGAUUCAUUGAUCUCUCGGGAUGCAAGGUGGCAGACAUGCUGCCGAGCACAUUUGUGCCUACCUGCGCCAAGUGCUCGACUCCCAGCCAAGGGCUCGUUUCUGUAAGAGGCGAGACUACGACCAAUGUCUGCCGCGACUGCCACAGCAAGUUUACCUUCAAAAUCCCCGAGAUCAAGUUCCUCUUUGUCUCUCCAGGGUCGCUUCCUCCACCCUCUUCAUCUGGCCUUCGGCGGAAGCAAGAGAAGCUUGGAUUACAUGCUGGCGACCAGCUCCCUGAUAGGGGUACCUGUUCCCACUACCGCAAGUCCUACCGCUGGUUCCGCUUCUCAUGCUGCAAUCGCGUGCACAAGUGCGACAAGUGCCACGACCAGGCUGAGGAUCACAUCAACGAAUGGGCAAAUAGAAUGAUUUGCGGUUUCUGCAGCCGUGAGCAAAACUACGCCGUAGAAGCGUGUCGAUUCUGUGGUCGUAGCGUGAUUGGCAGGCGAGGUAAGGGAUUCUGGGAGGGCGGCAAAGGAAACAGAGACAAGACGACGAUGAGAAAGAAUGACACGAGAAAGUACAAGAGGAUU
This is a messenger RNA of Trichoderma virens Gv29-8, 2034 nucleotides long. RefSeq lists its product as uncharacterized. The transcript has 2 exons. NCBI's taxonomy places the organism in Eukaryota, Fungi, Ascomycota, Sordariomycetes, Hypocreales, Hypocreaceae. The record is from RefSeq and is a predicted model, not a curated record. The annotation marks the transcript as partial. Gene Ontology annotation, molecular function: zinc ion binding.